AUGGAGAACUACAUUGACAGAUAUGAGAAUGAAGAAUUUGAAUAUGAAGAUGAUUAUGGAGAAAUUGAUAAAUUCAACGAUGAAAGGUCGAGCGAGGAGGACGCAUGCGCUAAUCCCGUCUACUCCACAGAAAUUGAUGGAAUGGUUAGAAUCAAGUUGUCAGAAUUGACCCAGAAAAUAAUCGGUUGUGAAAUUGGUGAAAAUGUCACAACUGAAUAUCCGUGGAUUUUCGUGAAAAAAGAAAUAAUAGAAGACAAUCUUGAUCUACACGUUGAGAGUAGUGAUUUUCUUGCGAUUAGAGAUGAAAUAUUUCAAUAUCCCAACGACAAUGUGCUGAUUGGUUUAGCACCAAACAGAGCGAAUAAUCCAGAAUUUUACAUUUGCUUAACGACGACCAGUCGUGACACAGUCGUCAACCAAAUUGAAUCGUCACGAAAUGAUCAGGAAAAUCGUGUGAAAAACGCUGUUUUCAGGGAACCCAGUCAUUGGUAUGACUUGGGUAGCAGUAAAAACAUCGAUGAGUCGACAAUUGCGAACACGAGAGCCCUUCUCCAGACCGAAGUCGUUGUGAAGAGGGACUUUUUCAAAGCCCCCAUUACACUGGUGGAUCGUAAUGCCGAUGAUCAGAGAGACAGUUAUGUCGAGCUCGUAACUCUCAGACAGACUUUCAACAACGUAAUAACCAGGAGACUUGUGUCCCGAGGCGAUGAUACCAAUCCUCAUAUUUAUGAUAACAAUACUCAAACGUCAUCUCAAAAACCUCUAAACUCUUGGUUUCAAUACAGCACUUACGACUAUAAACCGAUCAAUACCCUGGCUUAUAACGAAGACGAAACCAGAGCUAUACAGAAACUUCUGCGUACACGUACCCGCGACAUAUGUGACAAAAUAUUACUGAAUACCGCGUGGGACAUUCACACAGAUGAAUGCAAGAAAUUGAUCAAAGACGAUAGAGAUAUUCAGAUACCAGUUGCCGUUGUCUACAAAGAAUACCAAAAUUAUCACAAUAUUGAAAUAACUAAAGACAAAGUUAUCAAUGAUCUUUGUUGGCAUCCCCUGUGGACAGGAGUUGCUGUAGCUGCUUAUAGAGACCAUUCCAAAAGUGAAAAUCUCACUGGAAAAAGUGCAAAAGAUAAUCAAGUAGUUAUUGCCUUUGAAAUUGAGAAAGAAAAGUUAUUCAAUAACUACAUUUUAAUAUGGUCGUUCAAUGAUUGCCUCAAACCAAAAUUGAUUCUCCAGUGCUUUCGAGAAGUAACGACGAUUUCCAUAAGACCACUUGAUGGCAAUAUCGUUAUUGGUGGCUGCUGUAAUGGCCAGAUUGCAAUAUGGCAAAUAACAGGAGAAAUUGAAAACGUGGAAACAGUCACUGCAAUUACACCAGCGCAGGCAAAAUCCGGGGUAGUGCUGAAAAAUUUAAUGGGAUGGAUGAAAGAACCAACAGGAUACACGAGGAUUCAUCCAACUGCAAUGUCGUCAAUUCAGUCAAGUCAAAAAGCGCCCAUAACGCAAAUUAUUUGGCUGCCUACGCACACUAGAAUCGGUCAAAAUGGAAGAUUUGUUCAACUAGAAGAUGCAGAGAGUGAUAGCAAAGAGAUUGGAUGGCAAUUCGUAACGUCCAGUGAGGAUGGAACGGUGGCCUUCUGGGAUCUGAGGAUACAAGAGAACACCGAUAUCACUGCGCAGACGAAUAAGAAGAAGAAAAAAGGGCCGGAUUAUACCGCCGAAGCGCUGAAACAAUCAAUAUCACCGCUGAAAGCACUCGAUGAUGUCCUGACACCGAUAUACAUGCUUAUGGUUAAGCAUCCGGAGGAGGAACGUCGUGUGGCCAUUACAACCAUGAGCAUCUACGUGCCUAAAGAUGAAAAGAUUCAGAUUGAACCGUUUUCCAGGAACACUGAUAUCCCAACGAGAAAGUACUACAAGCACGUAAUGGCUGAGAGAAAUCAUAAAAUGUCAACAAUUAUUUUCAUCGGCACUUUGGAAGGUGAUGUGGGCACAAUAACAUGGGAUGGCUUCGAGUUUGCCAAUAGCUUGACCAUGAAUCGUGAAGUCAUUACUUGGAUUUGGCGAAAUACUAUGAUUCACGAUGGGCCGGUUACCCACUCGGUUAGAUCCAAGUAUCUGCGUGAUGUAAUUGUCACUGUUGGUGGCAAAGCUUUUGCUGUCUGGAGAGAAGAUUUUUCUGAGCCUGUUUUCGUGAAACGAUCGACAGUUAGGUACACCGCGUGCUCAUGGGGUACAUCCCGCCCUACCGUUGUAAUUUUGGCGCGCGCCGAUGGAACCAUAGAAAUCUGGGAUCUAAUAGUCAAGAGCCAUGAGCCUUGUUUUACCCAGAGCCUCUCUGGAAAAAUGAUAACCGGAAUAUACACUCAUGAACUUUACCUGAAUCCUCAGUGCGUCGCAUUUUGUGACUAUAAUGGCGCUAUGAGAAUUUUCUUUGCUCCAGCGAGUCUCUUGCUCUUCGAAGAGAGUCAUGUUAAGUGGAUGAGAUCAUUCAUCGAUCGAGAAGUUGAUAGGAUACGAGAAUUUCAUGAGUGGCAAAGUUCUUGGAAUGAGAAGAAUUACCAGAGUAUUGAAAAACAAUGGGUGCAACAAGAAGAAAAGAAAGAGAUGGAAAAGAAGAGAGCAGAGGUACGAGAAAAGGAUCAAGCGGAAAUAGUUGAAACGGCUGAGAAAAUCGGCUUGACGCAACUGAAACCUAAACCCGGACAAUUUAUUGAAGAAGCGAAAAAUCGCUGGAACUCUAAGGAGCUCAAACGAAUGCAGCAGAUCAUUCUCGAAAAGAAAGGACUAAGGGGCGAUGAUCUUGACAGAAGACAAGCACCAGUACUUAAAUUGCGUAAAGAGGCAAAACUUAAAAAGAAGAGAGUUGAUGAAACUUUGCAGCAGAAAAAUAAAAUAUUCGAGGAAACACUGAUUUUUCUAUUUCCGGAGCGAGAUGAUAAACGAGUAAACUACUCUUCUGGUACCCAAGACUCAGAGAUUCAAGCGGCAUACGUUUCACCCGAUGCUGGAAAGACGGAAAAAGAGGAAAUGGAGGCACUCAUGAAUCGUGUGAAAGCCGAACAAACGCGCGAAGACAGGGAAGAAAUACUCAAAGAAUAUAACAAAAUUUCUAAUGAAACCCUGAAGCACAUGGAGGAACAUCCAUUCGAGGAUUUCUUUGACUGGCGAAAAGUAAUGAGUGAGGGCGAGCACAGACGACACUCCCUCGAUGUCGAACUGAGAAAUACGUUGAAAAAACGGAGCAAAGCACCAAAAGUUAUGUAA
This is a messenger RNA of Diachasma alloeum, 3270 nucleotides long. Its product is annotated as WD repeat-containing protein 63-like. Gene Ontology annotation, biological process: inner dynein arm assembly; cilium movement involved in cell motility. The record is from RefSeq and is a predicted model, not a curated record. Gene Ontology annotation, molecular function: dynein heavy chain binding; dynein light chain binding. Lineage: Eukaryota; Metazoa; Arthropoda; Insecta; Hymenoptera; Braconidae. Gene Ontology annotation, cellular component: inner dynein arm. The coding region runs from base 1 to 3270 and encodes 1089 amino acids. The transcript is spliced from 12 exons.